Molecule: messenger RNA, 684 nt
Organism: Emericellopsis cladophorae
Lineage: Eukaryota; Fungi; Ascomycota; Sordariomycetes; Hypocreales; Bionectriaceae
Exons: 2
Coding region: 1-684 (227 amino acids)
Source: RefSeq, a predicted model, not a curated record
AUGACCGGCCUGACGGCAACAACAGGGCCCUCGGGCGCCGUAGAAGAUUGGGUCGACAUUGGCCGCGGCGUGGCCUCCAGCUCCAUGUUUGAGCUGAGCAGGACGGUGUUGGGGCUGGCGUAUCAGGCAUGCCGCAAUGUGCCGAGGAUCGCCCCCCCGAGAGAGGGUCAGCUCCGGGGACCUUACGCGCGCGACCCCGACAAGUUCCGCCGCCUGCUGUUGGAAGUGGUCAAGGCCUGUGAUGAGUUCUUGCGACUCAUUGGACGGCAUAUCGACGCACCGCAGAGCACCAGCGCCACCCAGGACGCCACCAAAUCCUACACCGCGCCAUCCGAGUCUGCUGCCAGCCGACCAGCGCAAGGCGAGCCGACAGACUCACUGGCGUCCACCUUUGCGGACCUGGGCAUCACCGGCCAACGGGCCUUUGCAAGGGUCGUGAGCUUCAUCGAGUGGGAUGUGCUGGGGUUUGACGCCCAGGCCUAUGCAGCGGCGUCCCAGCGCCUCGACAGCGCCAUUACGAAGCUCUGCAAGUUCCAUCCCGGCUUCGACCUCGAGAUUCGCAAGAGAUCCGUCUUUGAGGCACGCAUGUUGACGCUCAGCCCCCAGCUGAGGAGUGCCGUACAGGUUUUGACCGACAUGGCCUUGCACAAUGGCUGGGGCGAGGAGCCCAGAGAUGCACCUUGA